This is a messenger RNA of Oncorhynchus gorbuscha (pink salmon), 4928 nucleotides long. RefSeq lists its product as uncharacterized. The record is from RefSeq and is a predicted model, not a curated record. NCBI's taxonomy places the organism in Eukaryota, Metazoa, Chordata, Actinopteri, Salmoniformes, Salmonidae. Bases 2530 to 4323 code for a protein of 597 amino acids. The transcript has 10 exons.
UGCUGGAGGAGCGUUCAUUUUGGCAAGGAAAUGUGCAGAUUUUGCAACUACAUGGAGAAGAAAGUGUUCAAGUGGGAAUGACCUCACCCUCAUAGACCUGGGUGACCCCAUCAAUGACGGUGAUGUUAUGAAGGAAGAAGACAGAUCUGAUAAAGAUCACAGAGAGGUUGAGAGACAGACCAAGUUGGAAGAGGCUGUUCUAGAGACAGAUAUCCCAACUCUGUGACUUGAGGAUGAAGGAGAAAUUAAGAUGCAGGAUGCUGAUCUGAAGACAGAUGGCACAUCUCAGUCACAGAAGGUUGAAGGAGAGAGUGAGUUGGACGAUGCUGUUGUCAUCCCAUCUCAGUCACAGGAGGAGGCCAAAGGAGAGAGUGAGUUAAAUCAGGUUGAUCUGAAGAUAUCCAGACCUACACACCUUUGUGCAGGACAUGAAGGAUGGCCAUUGGAAUCUGCUGAGUGAGAAUAUGCGUGCCGGGAUGAGCAGAGAUGAGUUUAGUGCUAGGUGCAUGGAUAUUACAAAUUGUGUGAUGGAGUCUACAUGCACUGUGGUCGUUCCUGCCCUUGACCUCACUAUGCAGAUCAGGCACUCUGAUUCGUCAAGCUCUUCUGGAUCAGGAAGUAAUGAGGCUAGAGAAGUGACCUCUCUUGGCCGCAGCGUCAGAUUCAGCUUUUGUGGUGGACCCAGUAGACGCACCAGUUCUGGAACUGCUUGAAGCACACAAACUCCCACGCCUUUCCCCUCCUCUCACAGGUCCAUGACCUCUUUGCUGAGUGAUGACGAAGAGCGAUAUGUCUCCUCACCUGAGGGUGGUGAUAGAGAGAUGAGACACAGACCCCACUCGGUACCACUGAGUUCUGUGUUUGGAAUCUCUGAGGAUUCUGUCUUCAACAUGGUCCAGAGAGGCCAGUCGCAGAGUGACAUCGUACUGUCGUCCAGUUGGAGUAGACGGGAGAAAUACAGACCUGUCAAAAUACCAACGGACACCAAGUUUAUGAUGGGUAUUGUGGAGUUGGCUGUGAACCUUCUCAACUCUAGAUUGGCUGAGCUAAUGCGAAGUUUCAGUCAGGGAACUCUAUGUCCGCUGUCUGGUAGUAUCUCAGCAAGUCAGCAGUUUGCCCAAGAAAUGCUAAGCGUGGUGUUUGCUAAGAUGUAUUCCCAUGCCAUAGAGCAUAUUGCGCACGGCCACAAGUCUCAUCCAAGUCAAUUUCUGUCCCACAACAGAAUGACAGAAGUGUCAUCCGAUGUUGUGGAUCUUGUACUUGAGGUUUUUGGGAUAACAGGAUUUUUGGAUAGCAGGAGCCCGUCAAGGCUACAGAGUGCCUGCUCCUACAACUCAGCUAGUGGAGCAAUAGAUAUUAGAGCUCUUGCUGGGGACUUGGUCAGACAGGUGUCUGUCAAACUCAGACCCUUUGUCUCUGAGAGUCAACUCUCCACCAUGUCCAUGACAGAUCUGUCAUCUAUUUCUGACUCCACCUUGAAGCAGUUGUGUUGUAGCUCUGCUGUUGCAACUAGCCAGAGACCUUUGAGGACAUGGAUAUCCCAGACAUACUCCAGGGCCCGUGGCCGUUUGAGGAGGCUGCUAUGAUAAAGCACCCAGAGAUGUCCACCUCGACAAUAUACAGGUCUCUGCUUCUCGACUCAUCUCUCGCCUCCUCUAACAUGAUCACUGAGAGCAUUAUCUUCAACAGCCCACGCCCAUCAGAGGAGAAUGUGAGUAUUCAGAAUGUGCUCCCUGCUGAUAAAGUUGACAUCCUCCAUGGUCAACCAGUGGAGGGGUAUAUCGUCAAAGCUGAGCAAUGCAUCACUCAGGUCAUUCAGGAUGCAGCUGUGACAUAUACUGGCGUGCUGGAUAAAACCGACACUUGUGGGAAACUGUCGGAAGUUCUGUCUGUCUGCGUUUCCGCAGAGAAUAUUGAGGAUGCAUCCUCUGAUCAAUUUGGUGGAUUUAUUUCCGACCUGCAUGAUGUAUCUGGAGGUCUAUAAGACCUCCAUGCGUACGAAAUCAGGUCGCAAAAUGUUCUGGAUGGAAGUGAGUUCAGGUUCCCAGAAGAUUUAUACCAAAACCCUGGACAAUCUGAGGAAGCUUUUCACCCCUCACCUUCUCACUGAGGGAAAAAUUAUCCAAAUUGAGCUCUAUGACAUUGGACUACUUGUAACUGAGACAACUGUGGAGGUAUCUCCUGUACAGAAGACAGACAUUAAUACCUCUUCAAUGUCCUCAGCCCACCAGCUCACCCUCGACACCUACACUAAAGAAGUCAUCAAAAAGGUAUUCUCGGUGCUGAGGGUGGAGACUUCAACCAGAAGAUGGACUCAAUUUUGAAAUUGGAGAGCCUCAGCCAAGAUUGCCAAACUCACGCGAUCUCGUAGUGCAGCCAGCAGAAGCUCUAACAUUUCCAUCCAGAGCUUUCACAGUGCUGAGUUCCAAGCUACGGCCAAACAGAUUGUGCGUGAGCUCAUUCUCAGAGCUGCUAGCGAAGCAAACUGUUCUUUGCCACAGAGCAUGCCUAGCAGCACCUUCUCACACCAUGUGGUUUCUACAACUGAAGAUAGUGAAUAUGAUCAUGCAAGACCUUGAAAGUCUAUCCCAGUACAUAGUGGAGGACGCAGACUCCUUCCCACUAGGAGAGAAAAGGCUGCAGUCCCAGCUCAAUCCCAGAGUUGUCUUUGACACCUUAUUGGAUGCUGCUCAAACCAUGUACCACAGAGUAAAGGAUAGACUGAAUGUCUUUUUGUCUUUUCCACCCGUGUCAGUCACCAUAGCCAAAGAUGUGCUGGACUCGACCCCUGUGGAGACACUCAGAUGCUCAAAGUCCCCUGACACUGCUCUUGUUAAGGACAGGAGCCGCCCUCCGUCUGUGAGAAGUGAGAAGCCAUUUUCAAAAGUUAGUUUGACUAAAAGGUCUAAAGCCCUUGUGUCUUCGAGUGGCUCCUCCACAGACCACCGUGUAAUUAACACAUGCAGUGAGGAUGUCACUCUGCCUACCAGGAGUAUGUCAGUUGUGAGCAACACCAGUUUGAAGAGAACCUCUCCUCUCCAUGGUAGUGGAUUGAGUGCAAGUUGUGAACCUCUUGUGGCUCUACAAGACGGAACGGUGGCAGUCAGCCAAGAAGGCUUUAGCAAAACUGCAAAGAAGACGCUCAGCUUGAUCCUAAAUGUGAUCAAGUGCAGAUUGGCCAACUCUGAGAGUUCAUCUGUUGGUCAGAAUGCAAGUGAGGAGUGUCUGGUAGCCACUAACAUGUUAGACUCGCUACUGGAGAGCCUUGACCUGUUGCCUGACAUGAGUGCUGCCAAUGAGAUCACAAGGACAGAAUGCCAUACCUCUAACGCAAUGGACAAGACAGGUUCACAGUCAGCGCUUGUGAAUCAACAAGAAAUAAACAUAUCUGACACCAGUAUCAUAGUGAAAACUAUAAUGGACACAUUGAAGACAGACGACCCGGAGAUGACUUCAGCAGAAGAAAAUCUGGAUAGGCUCCUGUCAAUUGAAGCCCUUCAAGAUGCGUCUGGCAACCUGAUCGCAAAGGUCCAUGGUCUCAUUCAGGAGAUAACCAUAAGCCGCCAGCUUCAAUCCACGACUGGCCACAGAAGCCUCUCUCAACCAGCUCUGCCAAAGCCAGCACUGAGGAAGCUGUCAAAGGACGAUGCGUCAGAGCUCAUUUACAGCUUUGCCCAGACUUCUGUUAGCAGACUCCUGGGACAGUGUUUGGGUAGGCCUAUGCCACCCACCGCUGACAGGGUUUUGGAUCAGGUCAUCAAGUUGAUGACAGACAUGGUGAUGGACAGCCUGACUGAUCUGUCCAAGUCUGCAAUGGAUGAUGUUAUUGUACCCAGGUCGGUCACACCAACUGGCUCUUCUUACUUAGACACCAGCAAUGCCGCAAGUGACAUCACUCAUGGUGUUGUGGCUGACCUUAAUGCUACUGAGGAAUUCCCUGCCAGGGGCCUUAGCCCGGCUAAUUUAAAGGCUGACGGCAUGGCCCACCUUCCCUCUGCCAGGGGGGAAGAGACUAAGAAGAACAGGAAGUGGCAUUUCCUACCCAAAAUUGUCAAGAUUCCAAAGAUCAGGAUUAAGCUGUACAAGACAAAAGGGGAACCGAAGAGCCACCCUGAACAGGAUUCUUUGCCUACCAAACGUCUCAGAGAGACUCCUAUUUCACAGGAUGCUGAGUGUGAGGUUCCAUCCACUUCCCCACCCAAGGAGGCCCUGACAACCACACUGGCCCCUGCUCCCCAGGAGUCCCAGUCCCGUAAACGACAUCUAAUAGUCAGGGUUGUUGCAUCCCCACACCUACCAGUGAAGCACCACAGGCUAGUAUGAGCGGUAGCUCUGGGUUGUUGUGAACUAACACCUGGCUACUAUUUGUAAGUCGCUCUGGAUAAGAGCGUCUGCUAAAUGACUUAAAUGUAAAUGUACUAAGUAGAUGUGCUUUUCAGGAUGCCAAGACACAUAGGCUUUUCUGGGACCAUUCCCAUUUUACAUCUUUCUGCAGUGGAGCGGUCAUAGGCUUAACUAUGGUAGUUAGAUUUGGAAUGAAUUUGCCAUAAUAGUUAAGGAAGGAAAGAUAAGACCUGAACUCAGUGGUGUUUCUAGGAACGGGAGCCUUCUCAAUAGCUUCAGUUCUGUUUCAUGGGGUGUAUCCCCUCUGCAUCUAUCACAUGACCUAAAUAGGCUAUGCUGUUCUGGAAGAAAGAACAUCUCUCUUUUAACCUUCAUAUUGCAGACUUUGUCUUUUUGGGACUUCUUCAAGAUUUCUCAUGUGCUCUUGUGUCACGCAUAUCAUCAAUAUAACAGAUUACCCCUUCUAUACCUUGUAGGAUCUGAACCAUCAUUUUCUGAAAAAUGACGCACAGGCAACACCAUAAGGAAGCCUGUUGACCUUAAAACAAGCCCUUAUGUGUAUUCAUGGUGAGAUAGUGCUUAAA